AUGCCUCCCACUUCCAGCGGUACCGGUUACUCCAAGCUUGCAAUUGCAACCAAGGCCGGUGCUGGAAGCGCUGGAAGCUCGGGCGCUCGGCCUCCAGUUGCGAACAAGCCUUCCUUCCUAGGUGGUAGUGGUGGCGCUAGCUCAAAUCUGGCUUCAAAGCGUGGUACGGAGGACCUGGACUUCUUCAUCGGCGAUGAAGCACUGGCUGCUGGAAAUGGCCCGGAUACGAUCGAGAACUGGGAUUACAUGGAACGCUUCUGGUCCAAUUCGAUUUUCAAAUACCUUCGUGUUGAGCCCGAAGACCAUUACUUCCUUCUCACUGAACCGCCACUCAACCCUCCCGAGAACCGUGAAAACACCGCGGAGAUCAUGUUCGAAUCUUUCAACUGCGCUGGUCUUUACAUUGCCGUCCAAGCCGUGCUCGCCCUCGCUGCCUCGUGGACCUCGUCGAAGGUGACCGAUCGCUCGCUCACCGGAACCGUUAUCGACUCUGGUGAUGGUGUCACCCACGUUAUUCCUGUGGCCGAGGGUUAUGUUAUUGGGUCCUCCAUUAAGAGCAUUCCCAUUGCUGGUCGAGAUAUCACAUAUUUCGUGCAGAGUCUUCUGCGUGACCGUGGCGAGCCAGACAGCAGCUUGAAGACCGCCGAGAAGGUGAAGGAAGAGUACUGCUACGUGAGCCCCGAUAUUGUGAAGGAAUUCGCUCGGUACGAUCGUGAGCCCGACCGUUUCCUCAAGCACACCGUGACUUCGCCCAAUGGCCGCAGCAUCUUCUUCAACCCCGAGAUCUAUUCAUCCGAUUUCCUGACCCCUCUCCCUAACGUCGUGGAUGGUGUUAUCCAAUCAUCGCCAAUUGAUGUGCGAAGAGGUCUCUAUAAGAACAUCGUCUUGUCUGGCGGUUCCACCCUGUACAAGGACUUUGGCCGUCGUCUGCAGCGUGAUAUCCGCCACCUGGUGGACGCUCGUAUUCGGGCAUCCGAGGCUCGGAGCGGUGGUGCUCGCAGCGGUGGUCUAGAUGUUGCAGUUGUUACACACAAGCGCCAGCGCCACGGUCCCUGGUUCGGAGGCAGCUUACUGGGUCAGACGCCUGAGUUCCGGAGCUACUGCCACACCAAGGCUGAGUACGACGAGAUAGGUCCCAGCAUUGUACGGAGGUUUGCUCUGCUUGGUGGUCCUGGAAGCACUUAG
Messenger RNA from Penicillium chermesinum, 1185 nucleotides. Its product is annotated as actin-related protein 3. Gene Ontology annotation, biological process: Arp2/3 complex-mediated actin nucleation. Gene Ontology annotation, molecular function: actin filament binding. The transcript is spliced from 5 exons. NCBI's taxonomy places the organism in Eukaryota, Fungi, Ascomycota, Eurotiomycetes, Eurotiales, Aspergillaceae. The record is from RefSeq and is a predicted model, not a curated record. Gene Ontology annotation, cellular component: Arp2/3 protein complex; actin cortical patch. Bases 1 to 1185 code for a protein of 394 amino acids.